UAUAUUGGGCUUAUAUUUGGAGAUGGGAUAUAAGAGAACCAUUAGGUUUAGGGUUUAGCUUACUCAAACCAUCAAAACGGCUUCCUGAGACUGAAGGUUGAGAACCCAGAAGGGCACCUCACCUCAGGCCAACAACCAUGGUGCAUGUCAAUUUUUACCGGAAUUAUGGUAAAACCUUCAAGAAGCCUAGACGUCCGUACGAGAAGGAGCGUUUGGACGCUGAGUUGAAGCUCGUCGGAGAGUAUGGUCUCCGGUGUAAGAGAGAGUUGUGGAGGGUUCAGUAUGUGCUGAGCCGAAUCCGUAACAACGCUAGAAUGCUUCUGACCCUCGACGAGAAAAACCCACGUCGGAUUUUUGAGGGAGAGGCCCUUCUGAGGAGGAUGAACAGAUACGGAUUGUUGGAUGAGAGCCAGAACAAGCUCGAUUACGUUCUUGCUCUAACUGUCGAGAACUUUUUGGAGCGUCGUCUUCAGACCCUUGUCUUCAAGUCCGGUAUGGCUAAGUCAAUCCACCAUGCUCGAGUUCUUAUCAGGCAAAGGCACAUUAGAGUUGGAAGGCAGGUAGUCAACAUCCCCUCAUUCAUGGUGAGGGUUGACUCUCAGAAGCACAUUGAUUUCUCCCUCACAAGUCCCUUCGGAGGUGGUCGCCCUGGCCGUGUGAAGCGAAAGAACCAAAAGGCAGCUGCCAAGAAGGCUUCAGGUGGAGAUGGAGAUGAAGAAGACGAAGAAUGAAGAUCAUAGGGGUCCUAAGUGAGUCUUUUUUGUCCAGGAAUUUCUUUCUCUGUUAGAUUUUGUGGUUUUUGUCAACUCCACCUUGGAAUAUCAAUAUGUUAUAAUCAUAGGAAGUUUUGCUUGCUAUGCUCUAAAUCUGAUCUGUUUUUAUUUGGUUUGAAAUUAUAUAACGAGAUGGCUUAUUAUUAUAUCAAGAUGAGACACUAUUUCCCUUUAA
Messenger RNA from Cannabis sativa, 948 nucleotides. Its product is annotated as small ribosomal subunit protein uS4y. Gene Ontology annotation, cellular component: cytosolic small ribosomal subunit. The coding region runs from base 138 to 731 and encodes 197 amino acids. NCBI's taxonomy places the organism in Eukaryota, Viridiplantae, Streptophyta, Magnoliopsida, Rosales, Cannabaceae. The transcript is spliced from 3 exons. The record is from RefSeq and is a predicted model, not a curated record. Gene Ontology annotation, molecular function: rRNA binding; structural constituent of ribosome. Gene Ontology annotation, biological process: positive regulation of translational fidelity; translation.